Messenger RNA from Diachasmimorpha longicaudata, 881 nucleotides. It is a transcript of the gene slv, whose product is annotated as sugar transporter SWEET1. Gene Ontology annotation, molecular function: sugar transmembrane transporter activity. Gene Ontology annotation, cellular component: membrane. Gene Ontology annotation, biological process: carbohydrate transport. NCBI's taxonomy places the organism in Eukaryota, Metazoa, Arthropoda, Insecta, Hymenoptera, Braconidae. The transcript has 4 exons. The record is from RefSeq and is a predicted model, not a curated record. Bases 144 to 797 code for a protein of 217 amino acids.
CGAACCUGGUGGGACAUUCAGGCCCUCAUGAUAUUCGUCUACCCUUUCGUAAUUAUUUGUUGAUCCAGUGACUGUUUACACGUCAUUUAUAUCUCUAAAGUUAUUUGUUAUUCUGAUGAAUGGGAGAGGUAUGAGGACGUGCCAUGGUGUCGACGGCGGCUAGAGAUCUUUUGGCAACGUCUGCUUCUAUUUGCACAGCUUUACAGUUCCUAGCUGGCACUCUCGUGUGCAGAAAAUAUAUCAAGAAUGGGACCACUGGAGACGCCUCUGCCCUGGCAUUUAUUACAUGUCUCAUGUCAUGUAGCUUCUGGCUGAGAUAUGGACAGAUGAUCGACGAUUUCUUCGUCAUUUGUGUCAAUUUAUUUGGGACUCUUCUGCAGUUUUUAUACAUCGCCAUUUUUGCAUUGUACAGUGUUAAGAAGACUUUAAUUCUUAAACAGUUUGUGGGGGCUAUUCUGUUCAUCUCUACAGUUUAUAUCUACAGUAUUGUUCACGCAGACAGGAUAGAGGCUACUAAGCAUGUGGGUCUUCUCAGCUGCAGUCUGACUAUCCUAUUCUUCGCAUCGCCCUUGACCAUGCUGGUUCAUGUGAUCAGGGAAAAAAAUGCAGACACUUUGCCCUUUCCCGUGAUAGCAGCUUCCCUGGUGGUAUCGUGCCAAUGGUUCGUGUAUGGAACGCUAUUGCAGGAUCCCUUCAUGGAAAUACCGAACUUCAUGGGAUGCAUUCUCUCUGCAUUUCAAUUGUCACUCUUUGUUAUCUACCCGGGGAAGAAGCAAAAUGCUGCUUACUUUAUAUAAAAAAAGAAAUUGGAGUAUUUUGUUAUUGACUGUGCGUACUUAAUGAGCUUUGGAGAAUAAAGGGAAUUAUUGUCUUGUACAAAA